Podarcis lilfordi (Lilford's wall lizard) is the source of this 31029-nucleotide messenger RNA. The record is from the annotation of a GenBank genome assembly. NCBI's taxonomy places the organism in Eukaryota, Metazoa, Chordata, Lepidosauria, Squamata, Lacertidae.
GCGGAAGUGGGGGCGGAGAAGUGGGGUUUGGCCUGUCCGGGCGGUGGAAGCCGCUGUAGCUGUGGUACUGCUGGCGGACUUGGCGGGGCCCAAUGGCCUCCGCGAGCAUCGAUAUCGAGGACGCGACUCAGCAUCUCCGAGACAUCCUCAAGCUGGAUCGGCCGAGCGGUGAGGCUCUCGGGCCGGGACCCUAAAAAGGAGGCGGGGGUUUUUCCUUGGAAGCAGCUCCUUUGGGGAGUGAGUGGCUGAAAUGAGGCUCGUGGUCUCGGGCGGCUGUGCUCCCCUUUGCUCAGCCCAUCCCGCGUGAGCGGGAAGGCGCCAACGGCGCUGGCAGGAGAGCGGGAGGCGACGGGCGGGAGAAGAGCCCAGGGGGUCGCGAUCCUAUAUACACGCUUAUUUGGGAGUAAACCCAACGGAGCAUGAUGGGAUUUGUUGUCUGGUUGUGCCGGGUUACGGUAGGGGGUUGCAAUCCUGCGUCUACUUGUUUGGAAGUGAGCCUCCUUGAGCACAGUGGAGACCUACUUAUGAGUAACCAGAACUCAAGGAUGGGGCUUCCCGUUUGGGGCCAAAAAGUCCCAUCUGACUAAAAAGGUCCUCUGCAACUGUGGCUCCUGCAUCAGUACUUUCUGCUCUUUUUGGUGGAGUGUGGUGCUCAGCUUUCUUUCAAACGUGGCUGCCUCUUUCUACCCCACCCCCUUCAUGUUCUGCUUCUGCCCCGCCCCCUUCUUUAAUGGAGCAGGCACUUGGUUUGACUUUGACUGCUUGUUUUUUCAAAGGCCAUUUCCCCCUGCAGCUUAAGCCUGCAGCCCAGAGUCUGGUGUCAUAUAUCUGCAGAUGCUUGUGAAGGCACUCUAGGCAAGGUGUGGUUGGCCAGGCCGCUCAAGCUGGCGCUGAGAAUGAACAACCAGCGAUUCAGUACUGUUAUUCUAUGGCUCUUUAACAAAUACUGGAUGACUUGACCUUUCCUUAAUGUACGUUCUUUGGUUUCUUUGUUUUUGUAGUCAUAUUCCGGUUGCAAUUCUCUGUAUUAAUAGUUGCUUUUGCUACAUUUCUCAAGUUGGAAGGAGGACUGAGCAAUAGUGUUGUCAGAUCUAAACCCUAUUUUACGACUUGGUAGGAUCUUGUAGGGCCAGAAAAAAAUGGUGGCCUUAUCUGACUUACCAAAUCAGGAGUUAGCCACUCCUGCUGUAGAUCAUAACAUUUUUGUAUACUGAACAUAUAUCUGGUAUGCCUGGUCUCCCACUCCUAUGUCUUGUUUUUUUUCUACCCAGCUGCAUUCAGAAUUUUUUUUUGGAGGGGGCACAGUUAGUUGUGGUACUCCACAAGUUGUGUUUCUCAACAACUACAUGAAGGUGCUGGGAAAUAUUAUCAGGGCUUUGGAGUUGGAUAUAAUUAACAAGAAGGUGACACCCAGGUUUCUAGUUCAUUAUGUAAGUUUCCAGCAAUGGCUGCCUCAGAUCUGAACAGUGUGAGGAGGCCACAGGCAAGUGGAUGAUAUAAACAAAACACUUGAGAUUGAAUCCAGACAAGGCAAAGAUGAAGGUAGGGUUAAGACUGUGGCUCAUGCUAGAGUCAUGCCUGAGCAGCUUCCUUACCUAUCCAGAGGGAGGUCUGGGCAGUGCUCCAGGAUGUAUCCAGUGCUGGACAUGACAAGGCAGCCAAAUCAAAUAGUGCCCUUGCUGAGACACUAUCUCCCCACCGAUAGGUGGUCUACCUGGUUAGUAUUGUGGUAAGAAUGAUGUGCGGAUGGAGUGAUGGACAAAGUUGAGUGAGUAGCUUUCUAGUUGUGGAAUCUUCAUAAAUUUGGAAAUAUCUGCAGUGCAGAGUAUGGGAGAGGUUUGUCUUUAAAGGGAUAGUUUGGAAUGCACCUGUUGCUUUAGUAAAGUGUGUCUAAUUAGCAUGCUGUGCUGUACGUUAUUUGAGGAGGAAAUCACAACAUUUCUGCCUUGAAAACUGCAUUAGCCUCAUAAGUCAUGAACAAGAACAUUGGUGUAUGGGGGCAAUGUUGUCUUUCUCCAUUGGUGUAAAAACAGCUGAAUGGCUAGUAUGAAUAUGAUAUACCUAUCUGCACAUAUUAUAAUACUAAUACAGUAUACUUAGGUUUUUUCUUUUGCUUUUCUUCUUUUCUUCUUUUCUUUUUUCUUUUCUUUUCUUCUUUUUGUAAGGAUUAAAAGCAAUAAAUAUUAUUUUUAAAAAAAAAAAUAGGUGCAGGAUGCAUCCUAGAUUUUUAUCUGAACUUCUCCUGUGCCAGGCAGAUUCCUCCCUUUUUGUCUUUUGUGAGAUACUGUUUCCAUGGUGCUUGCAGCAGUAACCAUUUCAUGUGAGCAGCAUACUGUGCCUGUUGACAUUUCCUGCCAUAACCUCACCCAGCUCUGUUGGGCUAAAUGGUGGCGUUUAGUUCCUACUGUGCUGCAUGUAUAUUCAGCUUUUGAGCAAAGGCUCUGCUGUAAAGUAUUCACCAAUCUCUUAAUUAUUUGUAGGAAGGACUUACUAUAUUCAGAUCACUGACAUAUCCCAGGGCAGAGUGUGGAUUGAUUGCAGAAUUACUGGGGGUGGAGGGCAAUGAUAUGGAUAUUAACUCAAUUUGCAGUAGGCAAUUUUUUUAUUCUAGUGGAAAAUAGGAAAUGCCUUUGCUACUAUUACUUUCCUUUCCUUGAACUUGCUCUGGAUUUUCAUUCCUCCAGUAGGCGUUAUCUUUGUUAUUCAACCGUCCCUGUAACCACAAGAAACCAUGUGAAACUAAGUGAAAUGAAAGCGAAAGUUGAUUCUUAGUAUUCUGUGUGAUUCACUGAUCAGCAUAGGAAUAUAUAGACAUCGUUCACUGCUGUUCACUGCUUUAUACCAAGCCAGAGCAUUGAUCCAUCUCACUCAGUUUUGAGUCUACCCAAAUUGGCAGCUGCUUUCCAGUCAGACUUCAGGCAGGAUCCUCAAUUGAGAAUCUUUCCCAGCCCUACCUGAAGAUGCAAGGAAUUGAACCUGGGACCAUUCGCAUGCGAAGCAUGUGCUCUGCCCCUGAGCUUAUGACCAUAGGCAUGUACAUUUUCAUACAAGGCUGGGACCCCAUUUUCACGGAGGGUCCUGUGUUCUGGUUGGGUGGAAUUUACAUCGUAUGUGAGGCAGGCAGCUGACAACGGCCAGCUCUGCCUUUCCUCAACAUGCCUUCUGUGUCUCCUCAGAUUAUGGCUUGGCAAGGGGGGGGGGACUUGGCCUGAGGAGGGCAGAGAGGGAACUUUCCCCCUGUGGUCCAUUCACUGUCUGUACAGAACUAACCAUUGUGUGCUCUGCCUACGUGCCACCCACCCACCUUUCCUCUUCUCACGGUGUUACUUUAUGGCAUUGAGCCAUGCUGCACUCUAGUAUGAAACUAGCAUUAGCCAUCAGUUAAGGGGACUGGGUAGGAAUUUUACCCAGGAUCAUCAGCUGACUUCUCUGGCCCUGGGUUUUUGGAUUCUUCACAAUAAUCCCCUGGCUCAAGAUGGCUGAAGCUAUUGAUUUUGACCUUCUAACAUCUACCCAGCAGGAUUGCUGAGCCCCAACUUCUGACAGCACAUGAAACAGUAGAAAUAGGUUCUGUCCCAUAUGUCCUGUUUUGCUACUGGUAAACCUGCCUAAAAAAGUUGUUUUUUGUCUUUUCUCUAAUUCCGCGGCCUGUUUGUUUCUAACUCCCUUCCCAGGUCUAUUCUAGCCUUCAGGAAAAAACAGAAGUCAGCAUCUGGAAUUGCAGUUAUCCAGAGAUUUUUAAGCGUCCUGGCAAAAUCAUAUAGCCUCAUCAAGAGUUUGGGGACCACCUUUCCCCACACAAUCCUCCCCAGUUGAAGCCUAGGCAUCAAGUGGUGUUGCUGGCUCCAUGCUUACGGCUCAUUAGGAUAGGCACAGCUAGAAGGCAAGCCUUCUCAGUUAUGACUUCCAAACUUGGAAACCAGAAGAGAAGCAGGCCACAAUUUUCAUUUUCCCUGCUCACCCUUCCAUUCUCCUCUAUUCUCAUAGUAUGGAGGCUUCUCACUGAACUAGAGUGGUUAGAGGAACUACCUCUCCAUUGAGCUUUCAUAGCGAUCCUAAAACUACACACAAAGACUAUUCUAAAAUAGUCUUUGUGUGUAGUUAUGUCAUCAUCCAUCAUGCUUUUAUUGAUUAAUAAUAAUAAUUAAUAAUUCUAUACCACCCUUCAUCCAAGGAUCAUAGGGUGGUUUACAAUAUAAAAUCACAAAAAUAUGUAGUAUACUAACAAUACCAAAAAACAAACCCCAACACACAGUUUAAAAGGCAAUAGUUUGUUUAAUUAGCCAAAGGCCUGGGACAGGGGUCUGCAACCUUUAAGACAAAAAGAGCCACUUGGACCCGUUUCCGAAGAAAAAAAAACCUGGGAGCCGCAAAACUCGUCAUUAAAAAAAUAACUUUUUUGUCACUUUUUUAUUAUUUCUUUGUUUGACCCCUCAGAAUUACUUCUCCUCAUAGAAAUAAACGUUAAAUUAACAAGUUAGCUUUUUUUGUGUGUGUGUUCUUCACUCCCCUUCAAAACAGUGACCAGCGUACAUGCCCCCUUUCAAUGCAGUGACCAGCGUACAUGCCCCUUACAAUGUGGCGGGCGGGAAGGUGACGUCGGGACGGUGCGUGACUAAUGCACGCACCGCCCCCAUGCGACGUCACAGCCAGUACAGCGCCCGCCACAGUGGGGAGUGUCGGGGCGCACAAUGCGCCUCCUCCCCUCAUUAGUAUCCGCCCCGGAGCCGCGGCAAAGGUGUAAAAGAGCCACAUGCGGCUCCGGAGCCGCAGGUUGCAGACCCCUGGCCUGGGAGAAGAGGGAUAUAUUUUUGCCUGGUGCCUAAAGAUAUGUAACACAGGCUCCAGGCAAGUCUUCCUGGAGAGAGCAUUCCACCAACAGGGAGCCACUGCAGAAAUAUCCCCUUCCUGUGUUGGCACACUCUGGACCAUGGGUAGGCAAAUUAAGGCCCGGGGGCCGGAUCUGGCCCAAUUGCCUUUUAAAUCUGGCCCACGGACGGUCAGGAAAUCAGCAUGUUUUUACAUGAGUAAAAUGCAGCUCUGGGUUAUUUGUGGGGCAUAGGAAUUUGUUCAUUUUAAAAUAUAUAUAUAUAGUCCAGCCCCCCACAAGGUGUGAUGGACAGUGGACUGCCCCCCUGCUGAAAAAGUUUGCUAACCCCUGCUCUGGAUCUUUCACGAAGGAGGCCUCACAAAGAAAGGCCUCAGAUGAUGAUUGCAGAUGAUGAUUAUUGGCUCAUAUGGGGAGAGGCAGUCCUUGGGGUAUUGUGGUCCUAAGCUGUUUAAGGCUUUAUAGGUCAAAACCAGCACUUUAAUUGGGCCCAGAAACUAAUCGGCAGCCAGUGCAGUGAGGCCAAGAUUUGCGUUAUAUUCUCAAGCCGUCUUUCCUUGAGUAAAACACUUGCCUUUUUAUCGUAGAGGAGAACCACUGAUUCAGAUUUUCUGUCCUUGGACAGAAUAUUUUUCAUAUCUUCUCUAGAACAUUACUAUCUUGAUGGGCUCCUUGUUUCCUGUUUCAGUAGAAAGAGAGAAAGUUUGGCAUUUCUUUUGAAUGAAACCACUCUCCCAUGUUAUGUUCUUUUCAUCUGGGACAGGGGACCAUCAAAGGGAGACUAUGGUUCAGAAACUUUCAUGACCCUUUAAAUGGCUGCAUAAAUGUGAACAUUGGCUCUGUCCCCCCCCCCCCCAUUUAGGUUCAGUCAACGAAAACCAGAGAUCAUCCACUUCAUACAAUGGAGACCUGAAUGGUUUGCUGGUGCCAGACCCCAUAGCAUCUGGAGAUGGAGCUUCCUUGACGAAGCCAGUACCCCAAGCAGUUUCUCUGGGAGCACUUCAGGAGAAGCAAGUCAUGUAGGUAUCUUGGUGGGAGAAAGUGGAGAGCUUGUCAUGGGUCUGCUAAAAAAUUUCAGCUCGGUAAUUGCUCCUACAAAGACUGGGCUUCCAGCUUUCUUGAUUACUGCUUCAAAGUUGUGUAACAUUGUUUGUAGCUUCUGUUCCAGAGAGACUCAAAUUUAAGAUGGUGUGUUGUCUUCACAGUUGAGGGACUACAUUCAUACAUAGCUUAAUGGGGAUACAUUUUGUACAGUAAUGGAGGCUUCAUUGACAGUGACUGGGAUUGAGGUUUGCAACUUGUGGUUUGCAUUGUUUUCUGUCUUGUGUUGCGUCCAGUAAAACACUCAUUUCUCCAUGCAAGAUCAUUUGCAGCAGGAAAGACAAGUGGUAAAAUUGCUACUUCAUAGUAACAGGCAUGUUUGUUUAAAUUGGGGGCCUUCAGUAGUCUUAUCCCUAACUUUUCCCUAGCUCUCCAUAACAAAAGCUGUUUGUCCUUGAGGCCUUUUGUUUUGACUACUUCUUCUCCUUUUCUUUUAGCUGCCUCUCUGGAGAUGAUAGCUCUACGUGUAUGGUGAUAACCGCUAAAGAUGUUGAGAUAGUAGCCAGCAGUGACUCUAGCAUCACCAGUAAAGCUAGAGGGAGCAACAAGGUAAAAGGGGAAAGAUUCAUCUGGACAAUGUACAAAACCAGUUGGGGCAGCACUUGCCAUCUUUUCAAGCGUGUAAAGCAGGGAUGGGGAAUCUGAGAUCUUCCAGAUGUCAUGGGACUACAACUCUCACCAUCUCUUACCAUUGGCCAUGCUGAAUGGAGCUGAUGGGAGAUGGAGUCCAACAUCUGGAGACCUGGUUCCUCAUCCCUGAUUUAAGGAGUCAGUGCCUGGAUUGCUGGUGAAUGAGGCUGAAGAGCGUAAUAAGUUGGAGGGGUGGAUUGAGUAUUGUGGUGCUUCUCUUAGACUUUUUUUAAAAGCAGGCAUUCAUGCCUCAGCCUUGGAAUAGCCUGUUUUCUGUGCUUAUUAGCAUUCCCCCUAAUGUUCAGUGGUGAUAGGCCUGGGGAAACCUAAGUGCCAUGGGAAGCCUUUGUUCACAAGAAAAUGGUUGUGUGAGGUUGGGGAUUGAGGCACUAGCUUCAAACUGCUGUCUUGGGCUGGUUCAGUUGUAGCGUUUAACCACUUGUUGAUAUAUGAAAACGUCCUUAAGAAUUCCCACAUCCCUGAGUUCCUUUCCACUCACCUUCCUUUCACAUGCCAUGAUUCCCUCCCUGCCUUCUCCUGGUUUAUGACAAACUGUAGCUUGCAAUUUCAUCUGAAACAGUUUCUGCAAACCAGAGAGGGCAGUGGGAAUUGUGGUACCUGGGAAGAAGGAUUAUGGUGUAAGAGCCCAAAGGUCCCUAAAGACUCGUUCACAUAGUGCCACAUAGAGCACAUACUUUCCAUGCAGAAGGUCUCCAGUUCAGUCCCCAGCAUCUCCUGAAGAAGGGAACAGGAUUGGUGACUCCUGAACUAGGUGUUGGCUGUUUCCUCUCUCCUCAGCAUAUAUAGAUGAUAUUACAGUUUUAUGUUCAGCGAUGGAUGCCUUGUCCCUAUUUUGGCAAAUGUUGAAUUUAAUUCCACACUUCAGCUGGUCUUUGUUUUUCUUUUUGCCCUCCAGGUAAAAAUCCAGCCAGUGGCCAGGUAUGACUGGGAGCAGAAAUAUUACUAUGGUAACCUGAUUGCUGUGUCAAAUGCCUACCUGGCAUAUGCCAUUAGAGGUGAGGCAUCUCUCCAUCAACUUGGUUCUUUUGGCUAGGCUAGGUUUCUUGCAGCGGCCUUGUGUUGGGCUGAGGUCCUCUUGCUUUCCCCACAGCUGUAGAGAGUGCACUGGCAUUGCCUAAGCCAUCUUAACUGUCAUAUCCUUGUUGCUGUUCUUUGACAGGUGCCAGCAAUGGCUCUGCAAUGGUUCGGGUCCUGAGCGUUAGCACGGCAGAGCGAACCCUGCUGAAGGGCUUCACAGGUGGAGUGGCAGACCUGGCUUUUGCUCACCUCAACUCCAACCAGCUCGCUUGCCUGGAUGAAGCUGGCAACCUCUUUGUCUGGCGCCUGGCCAUGGAGAAUGGAAAAAUCCAGUAUCUUAUCUCUCAGUACUGUUCUUCGUAGGAGAUAGCUGCAGUGUUGUUAGAUACUGAGGCAGCUUUGUAACUACAAGAUAGGAAGUGGGCACUGUUUAUUUCUGUAUCUUAGGCAGGGAACCUGUGACCUUCCAGAUAUUGUCAUUCUUAGCCACUGACCAUGGUGCCUGGGGCUGAUGGGUGUUGACAACUGAGAAAAACUGGAAGGCCAAAGUUUCCCCAUCCCUGCCUUAAAGAGAUGUACUAGUAUUUACGUACUAGUAUUUAUUUCUGCCAGCCAGCAUCCAGGCAUUAUACAUAUUUUCUUCUUGCAAGUUAUCCACUCAGGAAACAAGACUCUGACUCCUUGUAUUGUGACUCAAAGUACCCCUUCGGCAGUAACAAUUGUAGCUUAAUAAACUAUAGCUCAUUAAGAUGAGAAUAAUAAAUUAUUACUGUUAUUAUUAUUGUUGUGCUUAAAUCACAAUUACCCAUUACAUCCAAACCAGGAAGCUGUGGUUUAAUCCUAGUUUACUACCUAGCACAGGGCGGCCCAACUUUUCAUACCAAGUGGGCCGCAAAGUACUUCAAAACGGAUCCUGCGGGCCACACACUGCAUUGUUGCAUAGUGGGUGGAGUGAGACCAAAAUCUGAUGCCCGCAUCCCCCACUCAGCCCUCACACUGCCUUCCCAAAGCCGACUAGGCAAAGCUCUGUGUUUGUUUCUACUACAUCUGGGAUAAAUCACAAAGCAGUUGAUACUACAAAGGAAAGUGAUUUGUAGCUGUUCCUUAACUUUGUGAUCAGAGAGGAGAUCCUGGUAAACAUCAAGCGACCUGAUGGGACUCCUCUGAACAGCUCCCGGAGGAUCAUAUGGUGUCCCUUCAUCCCAGAUGAGAACGAGGAGAGCUGUGAGGAAGGCAGUCAGACCCUGGCACUCUUACAUGAGGAUAGGGUAAGUCUUGAUUUUUUUUCUUUCGUAAGGCGGUUGUUCGUAUUGAGGUACUAAUAAGUUGUAGAUAAGGAAUUAGAAAGAUGUGCCCCAUGGUUAGGUCAAUUUUCCAGGUUCUUAUACAUCCAUGCACAAAGCACCUCACAGCAUGUAAACUGGUACAAGUUUAUCAAGUCAGCCUCUGCUUUUAUUUAAGUAAGUCUGGCAAGUGUGGUUGUGUUGUGCUAUUUUUGGGUGUAGUACUUGAGAGGAAUAAACACAGGAGAUGGUGCAGAGUUCAUGGGAAGAUAGUGAAUGCAGAGCGAGGUGGUAACUGGAAUGGCAGGUGACUUUUAUGUUCACUCCUGGCAGAGCUUCAGUAUGCAGUUUAUGUGCUUCCUUCUUCUCUUCAUUUUGCAGGCAGAGGUUUGGGAUCUUGAUAUAAUCCGAGCCAAUCAUAAUUCAUGGCCAGUGGAAGUGACCAGCAUCAAAGAAGGCUUUAUUGUGGUAAAAGGUCACAGCACGGUAAGAGUUCUGCUGCUGUCAUUGGUGUCUGUUUCCCGUUACAGAGCUGAGCCAUCUGUUACGUAUGUUUAAUUCCUUAAUCCAACAGUUUUCAAUAUUCUGAAGAGGCCUGUGGCUUUAUCCACUUGGUUUAUGGGAUCAAUGGCAAAAGGGUCUGAGUGUGUGAGCUAUUAGACCAGAAACAGAGGACCUUUGGCUCUGCAGAUUUUGCUGAACUACUACUCCUAUCAUCCCUGAUCAUAGACAUGUUUGCUGGGGCUUAUUAGACUGUUGCUGAGUUCCUGCUUUUCCCAUAUGGCAAAGAACAGGCCUUUAUGACUGGACAAGUAAAGAUGGCAUCUUUUUCACCUUUCCAUUGUGUGGUUUUGUGACAGUUUUUCCCUCCCCCUCAAAGCACUCUUGUUAAGGUUAUGGGUGGAAAACUUCCAGCCUCUUCUUAAGGGGGCUCUUUGUAUGGCACAGCUUUAUGUCUUGCUUUAACAGCACUGGGGACAAAAGAAGCCUCCUUAAAAUGGGAAGUGAGGUGAGAGGGCACAGCGUGAUGUUUGAGAGCAUGACUGGGUAAGAGUCCUGCUGUGAAUGGAAAGGUGCUUGACACUUCACUGAUCCAAAGAUGCAUGAGGUAGUGGGAGAAGUUAAAAUAGUCAGAGCCAGAGGGAGUCAGUGCAUUGAUGGCAGCUGAGCACAAGAUGGUGAUGGAGGCUGUCACCUGGAGAAAACAGAAUGAAAAAGUACUGUAACAUAUAUUCCCCCAAAUGUCUUAAUUUUUUAUCAACAUACUGAACACCCGGGAAAUCGAAAGUACUUUGGCUCAAAUUGGCAAUAUGUGCUGCUGCUGAUAUAAAAGUUGAUAAGCAUUCACUGUAUAAAAAGAAAGAAGGAAAGAAACAUCAGGUUAUUAAUAUGAUUCACAUGUAUAUCACAACCAUGUUGGUUUUUUUCACAUGUAACACUAACUCGUAACUUUGCUUUGUUGAACAAACCAGGAUGACAGAUGAGCAAAGUGACCACAGCUUAUUUCACCUUACAUUGGUUGCAUUUUCUAAACACUUGUGCAUCUGUAGCUGGGUCAUGGUCUGGGGUGGGGUACCAAAACAAACCAGGAUUAAGUUCAGGUGUAAUAAGAAGCCAUGGUUAUUGCAAGCCACGAUUCAUAAGCCAGUUUUAAACCAUGAUUACAUACAGUAUUCUGGUUUCUUGGCCACAAACAAACCACAGUUGACCAGGUUGGGUUCCGGCAUACAAGCAAGCACAUUUAAGCUAAAUAAACCACAUCUUAGCAUUGGGUGCAAACCAGGUCAUUGCUUUGUAUUUCAUUGAAGUUGUAUUGCUGAGUGAAAGCUGAUUUUUUCCCCUGUCUCUGUCUAGCGUCUGAGUGAGGGAGCCCUUUCCCCAGAUGGAACUGUCUUGGCCACCGCAAGUCAUGAUGGCUUUGUCAAAUUCUGGCAGAUUUACAUAGAAGGACAGGAUGAACCAAGGUAACUUCAGAAGCUCAGUUCUCUUGAUUUGGUGUGCCUCAAGCCUACUUACAUGCCCAGUCCCUUGCUCCAAAUAUAGUCUUAAUUUGGCAUGACUUUGUUGUUCUACAACAAUAUUCCUGGUGCUCUCCAGAUAUUUUGGGUUACAACUCACAUCAUCCUCUUUCCCAUACUGACCAUACUGACUGAAAUUGUAGUCCAAAGCAUCUGACCUCCAAGCUUUAUUAAAGUUCUUGUGCUCUAUUGUCUGACUGUCCACAUGUAAAUAAUGUUUGGAUUCUUGAGAGCAAGUUGCUGCCUAAAGGAGCCAUUUCACACCUGCAGUUAUGAAGGAGCGGGCUCUCAGUCAUCAUUUCUUUGAUUUCCUACCUAGGUGCCUGCAUGAAUGGAAGCCUCAUGAUGGUAGACCUCUCUCCUGCUUGCUGUUCUGUGACAACCAUAAAAAACAAGAUCCAGAGUAAGACAUGAUUCUGGUUUUUUUUUGCUAAGGAUGUCCCAUUUCCAGUGGGAAGCAGGACUGUAUGGAAAAAUAAAUACAUUUGCUCUGUAUUUACCCCACAAAGAUUCAUUGCUAUAAUAAAGUAACAGGACCCUACAGAUCAGUCAUUUACAACUUUCUGGUCUAGUUCCUCUAUUCCUCCAGGUGUAAGUGCUGGCAAGGAGGAGCCCUUAUGUCUGUAAAUUUAACUUAAAUAUUAUUUCAGAAGCAUUGUGGGAUGCAACAUAGGCAAGCCUUGUAGUGUUACCCUCAUUUCUUGAACACUUGUGGCUGGAGUGCCUAUGAGCCUGCCAUGAACCGGGAACCUAGUCUCUGGCUUCAAAUUUGGCAUCAGUUCUGGCUGCCUGUUGAUCCUUAAGCUUUAUUAAGGUUCCUGAGUUCUGUACUCUUUUUAAGAUUGUGUAAAUUAUAGGGAACAAGUUACUGGAAAACGAACUUCCCCUGUGUUUGCAGUAAGAGUAGAGUGUGGCAUAAUAUGACUUAGCACUGCUGCUGUGCCAGAAAAUGUUGAUAUACUUACCUACCUGCCCCUCAUUCCCAAGAAUAGCAUGGAAUGAGGAGCAGAUGCUGAGUGCCAGUUCUACCCAUGUGCCCCGCAGAAAACAACCCCUCUUUCCUCUUCCUUCCCCCUCCUUGCAAGAAGUUAAAAGACAGGGGAGCAGACCCACAGGAGAAUGGGUGAAUGCUCCCAGCAGCUGAUGGUGUGCUUCUGGAUUCCCUAUGCACACAUGAGUACAAUUCACAUGUCCUGUAGGUCCAGUCUCUGUACCACAAUCUUGUAAUGCUUUGGUUUCAGCAAAGAGAACCAGCCAGUUAAGAGAGUCUGGUAUCUAGUUGUUUUUGAGGAGAGGCAUCAACUUGAAUGAAAGAAAAUCUGCCAGUUAAGGAUUUUCAGAGGCUUGCUGUUCAGACUUUCACCCCUCUACACAAUUGGAGAAGGAAAGUAGGGGUGUGCUCACUGGCCCCACCACCUUCAUUAUGUUCCUGAGGGCUCAUAGCUAUCUUGACUUCUAUGGGUUUUGGCUGAGGUCUUGAAGUGGGGAGCCUUUUCUACUUCUAUAGGCACCCCACAUGAUUUAGGUCCCUGCGUGUUGAGAGUUCUGUAUGGCACAGGAAGCCUACAUAGAAAGAGGAGGCGUCCCAUGGCAGAAGUGGAGCCUGAAUGUGUGGAGGACUUGGAGAGACGGCCUGUUGGGAACGUGACAGAGCACAGCUAACAUCUCCCCACACCCCGACUCCCCACUCACAUGGCCGGAAUAAUGUGAAGGCAAACAAAUUAAUAAAGCUAUGGAGCAAGCAAAAUGGCCGUUUCUAGUCAUCACUCGUUCCUUCUCAUCCAUCCUUUCAUUUCUGCAGAGUUCCCUUCUGGAGGUUUCUCAUCACAGGAGCAGAACAGAAUCGAGAGCUGAAGAUGUGGUGCACUGUAUCAUGGACCUGCCUACAGACUGUCCGGUAAGUAUUGCCCUAGUCAUCAGUUGUGCACGGUAGGAGCCCGUAAUGAAUGUGUAUGUGUGGAAGGAUAACCGAGAAGGGCAACUAACAGUCUUCGUUCCCCUGCCAGUGAUUUAGCUCUGUGUUGGAGCAUCUGUCUUGCAUGUAGAAGUUCCAAGAUUCCGUCCCUGGUGUUUCUAGGUAGGAUUGGGGAAUGCUUCUGGUUGAAAUUCUGGAGAAUCGGAGUAGACCAUGCUGAACUAGAUGGACCAGUGGUCUGAUUCUGUAUAAGGCGGCUCUCUAUGUACCUAAAAAGGCAGGUUUCAGCAAUGCACACAACAUGUCGCUAAAGAAAAAGAUUAUUAGUAGACAUCUGAGGGAAACUGUUUUCACUGUGUCAUUUUCAGGUUUUCUCCGGAUAUAUUCAGCUCCAUGAGUGUCCUUCCUAGUUUGAAGGCCUGCCUGGAUCUCUCAGCUGAAUACCUGAUUUUGAGUGAUGUGCAGAGAAAGGUAGGCAAGUUCUGUUGAGAGGUUGGGUGCAAGAGGAAAAGGCAUCUGCAAUACUGCUAGGUUGGGAAUGUGGGGUCUGUUAACAUAUAAAAGAGAUGGUUGGGGCUAGGAGCAGCUGUUUGAUUAAGCAAAGCAUUCGGUUCCUUUUAGUGGGUGUAAACUUUUAAAAGUUCUCAUUUUCAGAAAAGUCUGUGAAUCCAGAAUUAGUUCAGUACUGCUGACCAACUUUCAUGCUGGGUUUGCGGAGAGGCGGUGUGUUGGCUUCUCCCAUUGUGCCUAGCCUGUUCCGUGGCCCAAGGUGCAGGUGCACUUGUGUCCUUCCUGGUACAAGAGCCCCUUAUUGCUUACGUUACUACAGGGUAUCUACCUGAUGCUUUCCUCUUAGGUCUUGUAUGUGAUGGAACUUGUGCAGAACCAGGAGGAGGGCAAAGCUUAUUUCAGCUCCAUCUCAGAGUUUCUGCUGACCCAUCCAGUCCUGAGUUUUGGCAUCCAGGUGGUCAGCCGCUGCCGGCUGAGACACACAGAGGUCCUGCCAGCAGAAGAGGAGACCGAUGGCCUUAGUGCAGGUGAGUGAUAAAAGAUGUGUCUCAUCAAAAGUAAGGAAGAGAAAGAUGACUGUCUCUCUGGUAGCUAGCCUGAUUCUCCCAAUGCUAUGCAAGCUUUGCCUCUCUAGUCACACAAAACCAUGGUUUACAAAGUUUAAUUGGUUUGUCAUGGUGUCCAAACCUGUAAAUCAUGAUUGGUCAUUGGCCCACAAACUAUAAUGUGAAACCCAUAGUUUGAAGCUGACUUGAAACCUGCCAUUUGCACUGAAGUCUGAAUUGUUGGUUUGGGAGUCUGCCAUGCCUGAUUGGAUGGAAACAGAAGUACUUGAGUGGCUCUCAGUUUGGGUUCCCGGUGGUCACCCAGCUAACAGUUUGUCCACUGCUUUGGUCUCGGCUGUUAAUGUGAUUGCCAAUAUAUCAACAGUGUAAGACAAAGAUGCCAAAACAGAAGCAAACAACAGAUGAUGCUAGAUUCAGGUAGGUAGCCAUGUUGGUCUGGUGCAGUCGAAAUAUAUUUAAAAAAUUGUCCAGUAGCACCUUGGAGACCAGCUAAGUUUGUUCUUGGUAUAAGCUUUUGUGUGCAUGCACACUUCUUCAGAUACACUGAAACAGAAGUCGCCAGACCUUUAUAUACAGUGGGAGGGUGGGGUGGGGUUUUUCUCAGGAGGGUAGUAGGAGUUGGGUGAUUGACUCAGUGGGUAUGGUAAACCUGUUGAUGACUGUUAAUGACUGUCAGUUUUUUGCAAUAGGCCAAAGCAGAGCAUUUAAGGGACAGCAUCCCAGGGAUUCCACGGGAAGUAGGCAAGAAAACACACAGUAUAAAUGAUGGUUUCAUUAUAUCUUUGGAGCACACCAUGGUUUGUUUUUAAACUGCUGUUAGCACAAACCAUGGUUUUGUGGGAUACUGGAAUUCUGUCAUAGUCUUUCUUCUCAAGUGUUGAGUGUUAGAAUGGUACAUACCCCCUUGGCUUCUUCUGCCUGAGAGCAGGUAAGGCUUGUACUUUUGUCCCUGAGCAUUUUCUUACAAUGUGAGCAGCCUUAUCCUACUUUACUCAGAAGGUGAGCAAGGAGGUUUUACCUGCUAAACAGGAAGGAAACAUGAUUUUUAAAAAAUAUUUUAAAAUGUUUCUGUUUGUACUGAUUAUUUUAAUAUUUCUUGUAAACCACUUAGAAGUUUUAUUACAACCAAGCAGUAUAUCUAUUUUGUUAUAAAGAAAAAUAAAAUUCCAUCCAUUUUUUUCUUCUUCCUAGAAGGUACACAAGGUACUGGAGCGAUAGAAUCAGCAGCGGGGGUGCUUAUCAAACUCUUUUGUGUCCACACCAAGUGAGUAUUAUGUAGAACAGCUGUUCUCCAGGCCUGCCUUUUAAUUUUGUCACAAGACUUUACUGACUUAAUACAGGCUCAGUUUUUGCCAGUCCACAAGACGGGAUGGUACCAUAGGUAACUAACUGCCUCUUAGCUGCCCUGGAGUGACCUUUCAUGCUUUUCCUCCAAACAGAGAUAACUUUUGCUUGCCACUCCCAAAACAGCAGUCCUAGGCUUUGUGACCAAAGGGUUACAUCAUAAUGAAAGUGGUUCUCACCAAAAUAAUUCCAGUUAUGUACCAAAUAAACCCUCAUUCUGCACUUGGAAUGCAAUGCAAAUAUUAGGUGCAGAUAAUGCAAACAUUUUGUUGUUGGGAUUAUGAACAUCUCUUUAAUAGGGGAUGUUGUGGAUUGCAGGACCACAAGGCAUGUGUGUGCAGGGGAGCAGUGGGGACCCAAUUGCACCUGUGCAUGAAGCUUUAGCAAACAAGCUACAAGUGUCAGAUGCAAAUGAGAAGUGACAGCGGAGUACACUGUUUUAAUGGAAUCUCUGUCUGCUACUGGUCUUCUUUUGCACAAAGCAGUGUUGCUUGUUUAGCAUGCUGUUUGCCUAUUGAGGCCGAGUUUGUAAACCAAAACCAUCUAUCUGGAUGUUGCAGGGCCCUUCAGGAUGUGCAGAUCAGAUUCCAGCCUCUUCAUAGUCCAGACACAGCUGCUCCAAUUCCUCCCCAUGGCUCCCAUGAAGAUUUUGGUGAGUCCUCUAAAAAAUAUUUGUGUUUCCUUGUUAACUUGACUAUCCCAUCUGGUAUCAAGGUACCCUAAUUUGAAUGUUUGCUAUCUCUCAGAGCUGACAAUGGAAAUUCUUGCUAGUGCUCGAGAAUUCUGGAUCCCGAGUCUGUUGUAGUUGCUGGGUUAUUUUUGGACUGUGGGCAAUCCUUUUGUCAAUUGUGGUACUUCAUUUCAGGAAAGGGACCUUAAUUCAGUGGUAGAGUACAUCAGAAGAUGUAUUGGCUUGUUUAUUACAUUUAUUUAUAUCUACGUUUAGUCCCUGGCAUUUCCAGUUGCUGCCAGCCAGAGUAGACCAUUCUGGGCUAUAUGAACAAAGAGUCUGAUCUGGUAUAAGGCACCUUUGUAUAGCCUAGGUUUCUCUGCCUCUGGACAAAAUCUUGCCUGGCCCUGACUUUUGCUGCUGAGUCUCUGGGAAUACCCAGGGACUUUGGUUUGUCUUGCAAUCUGUACCCCCACCCCUCCCUAACCUGUGUGUGUUAAUAUUAAUUUAACUGAGUGGCUGGUGGAAGGAGCCUGUGUGGUUUUAAAUGUCUGUUUUCUCUGUACAAGUUGCUUUUAAACUGUCUGGUGUGUUUUGAAGCAUUCCCAGAUCACCUUGCUGACCUGGGCGCAGAAGGGCUUGGAUCAGAGAAGGGAUCCGUGCAUGGCUCACAGCCUGACUUGCGCCGCAUUUCAGAGCUAUCUGUUCCCGUGGAUUUCCUCUCCCCUUCCAAUGACACAAAACCCAAGCUCAUGACUCCAGAUGCAUUCAUGACUCCCAGUACAUCUCUGCAGCAGGUAACCUCCUUAGAGUGUGUUUCAGAUGGGAGCAAAUUCCUUUGCUGCCUUCAAUUUGGACAUUAUAACGUAAAAGACUUGGGAUUGCUUAUAGCACGAGUGGAGAACCUGUGGCCCUCCAGAUGUUGCUUGGAAUGAUGGGACUUCUAGACUCUACUGGCCGGGGCUGAUGAGAGUUGUCUUCCAAAAUAUCAAGAGAGCACCAUGUUGGGGAAAUCUGGAUUAGAUGGUGCUCAGGACAAUAAAGAACAGAGAAGCAAUUUCCACUGUUCCUUGUAUAUAUUUUUAAGCCAGCAGUUACUCAAAUCUGUUCUAAGUAUUAAUUGGAACUAACUAUUUGACCCAAUUUGUAUACCACUUUGUAUGCCACUUAAUUGUAAGUAAAACCUCUGAGCUGUUUACAAAGAAUAUAAAAUAUACAUUAAAAAUGUCAGUAAAAGUCAAAGUUAAAAACAAGCUUUAAAAAAGUCAGAAUUGUAAGCAGAAGUAAGGAGAGUAUGGUGCUUCUUAUAAUGGCAAAAUAGUUUUCAGGUGGUGCAGAGUUAAUUUACUCCAUAUAUAUAUAUCUUAUGUAGUACAAGAGGAGUGUUUACUAGCAGGCAAUACUGUGUAUGUAUUCAGUUAAGUUUUCUAACACCACUGAAUUUUCUGUGCCAGGUCACAGUGUCACCUGGAAGCAGCAUUAGUUCCCUCACAGCUGUCACAACCAUGAGCACUUCUUCCGUCAGUGACCCCUCUAUUCCCAGGUAAGCCCUAGGCAAGGACUCCUUCCCAGUGCUACCCACUGAGUACUUUCAGGGGCUAGGAGACUCCCUUCAGAAUCAGGCAUGAAAAUGAAAUGGCUCACACGGAUAUCUCAGGGAGCUUUUUUAAAGGCGGAGCUUCUGUCAUCUUCAGAGUUGCAGCUGUCAAGUGCACUAUCCCUAUUCCCAAGGAAAGGCAUCCCCUUUGUUCUUCAGCUCAAUUCCCCAGAACAUUUCCUGAGAUUUGAUGGUUUUGCUUCAUAUAAUUGGAAUAAAUAGCAGAAGCUGGUAAUGAAGUGACCUUGUAGGCAGAUAGUGGAGGAUCCUAGACCUGCAGGACAGGGGAGGAACCCCUGUUCCUUGGAAUAUAGCUGUAGGAUAUAGAAGAGCACAGAGGCCAGUUCAGCAUUGUUUACCAGGGAAGAAUCACAAGGGGCCAUUAGGCUUCACUUCAGUCACUGCUCUCCCGCUAGCUUCUCACCACAGCUCUGAAUUACUUGAAGGAACGGAUGACCAGCUCUUGUAGGUCCCCUUCUAGCUUUUUAGCAUUCAUUGUUUCAGCUUCUCCCAUACAGUGUCCCCCAAGGAAGUCUUCUUUAUGAGAGUGUUGCUUGGGUGACAGUCCCAUAGGACAGUAAAGUCAAUGGCACAGUUCCUUAAGCAUGCUGUGGUCAGAACCCUUCUCGAACCCUUUUCCCUGGGCUGAUUUUUAAUUGGGGUUUGCAAGACCACUCUCUUUUGUAACCUCUAUGGGCAAUUUGCCUUUUGCCCUGCAGGCCAGCUGAAGAAGUGUCUCUGAGCCCAAAGAUGCAGCUGGAUAGCAGCCUUACCCUAAGCGGCAGCAGUGGAAGUCUGCAGACAAGCCCUCGAAGUCAUUCAGUCCUCCUCCCUGGCCUUCCUGACAAACUGACCCCAAAGGCCCCCAUCCCGGUAAGGUGGAUUCUCCAUGAGCAUGCAAAGAUUUACCUUUCUCCCUGACUGUGUCAUUGUCUACACCGUGUGCAUGUGGUAUGGGGGCCCAAAGCCACUGGAGCACAGGGGGUGGGGAACCAGUCCCCCUCCCUAGAUGUUACUGACUACAACUCCCAUCAACCUUAACCAUUGGCCAUGCUGGCUAGGGCUGAUGGGAGUUGGAGUCCAGCCAACAUCUGGAGGCCCAAAGGUUCCCCACCCCUGCACUAGAGUGCACUGGUCUCGGGUAUACUGUCUGAUUUCUGCCAUGCUGAGUUCAACGCAUGUGUUCUUCACCAUAAAUAGGAAGAGGGGGUGCCCCAACGUGGUCAUUGCAUGUAGAAAAAUAUAUUUGCUUAUGUAAGUUGUCCCAAGACAUAUAGUUGUAUCAAGCUGUGUGUUAAAGGUAUACAGGUAUUCCCCAUGACCUCUUUUCAGCCCUGAGUUUCCUGUGCCACCUAGAAUCAUAGAAUUGUGGGUUAUCUCAUGUUGUGAGGAUAAAACUGGGGUAAUCAUAUAUGCUGCCCUAAGAUCUCUAAGGGAAAGGCCUACUAAAAACAGAGUAAUAAAAUGAUCAGUAAAUAUUGCAAAACUUUUAAUCUGUUUCCUCACUAUGUACAAAUCAUCAUCAUGUUUUCGAUUUGCUGUGUUAAUUGUACACUGCUUUGGGGGCAUCUUCCAAAAAGCAGCCUAUAUAUACUUAAAAUAUAAGGAAGAAAAAGUGGGAUUAGGAAGGAAGGUUGUCAAGACAAUUGGGCAUCUAAGUAAACUCUCUAGGUAGUGUAGAGAAUGGAAGGGAAAGGUUAACUUUUUUCCUUCUCUGGUCAAGGUUUCCCCAGGGAACGCCCCUCUUGCGCUAGAGCGGCAGGAAGUGGAGCCUCUGGUGGUGCCCCAGUCUUCGCCUACUCGUGAGCGCUCCCCAGACGUCAUUUCCUCUGCCUCUACCGCCAUGUCUCAGGACAUCCCAGAGAUUGCCUCUGAGACCCUGCAGCGCAGCUUUGGAGGCGGCCCCCCUGGGCUCCCCACAGAGAUCCUGGAUUCCAACCAUCACGCGGACAGUAUGGCUUCCGCAGCAUCAGCCUUGCACUUGCUCUCCCCGCGGAAUCGUCACAGCUCGGAGCACAGCCAUCACUCCUUGGACAUGGCCCCCAAUGAAGUGGACAUGCUGACUGCGCCUUCGCUGCUGGAGGCAGCCUUACCUCAGGAAAACGUGGCUUCUGACGCUGGCGUGAGCCAGCCGUGGCCAGCUGCCCCUGACAUCACCAGGGAGACCAGGAACAGCAUGGCGGACAGGUACCUGCUUUCUCCUUCCUUUCUUUUGGGGAAGCACCAGUCUUGGCCCUCCAGAUGUUUUUGGAGUCACAGCCAGCACAGCCAAUGGCUUUGGAUGUUGGGAGUUGUAGUCCAGCAAGAUGAUGUCCAGGGUCACAAGUUCCCUUAUAUGGGCCAUCACAUGUUGUCUUGAACUCCCAUCUCCUUUCUACACUGGAAGAUCAGCAGCUGCCUUAUCCUAGGUCAGCUUAUUUGUCCAUCUGGCCCAUUGAGUAGGCAGUGGUGAGAGUGGCUCUCCUGGAAUGUCAGGGAUAGAGAGGCCUAUGCCAGCCCUGUCACAUGAUGCCAGGAAUUGAACCUGGGGAUUUCUGCAUGCAAAGCCUGUGCUCUGCCACUUCCCCUCCACCUAUUGCAGCCAUGUCUAGUGUUGCAUAGUAUUUAUUAGAUUGUCAAGCUAAGGUUGUAGAGACCCAGGUUCAAAUCCCUUCUCGGCCACGAGGCUCAUUGGGUGGCCUUGUUAUCUCUUUGCUUAACCUAAUUCAGAAGGUUGUUAUAGGGCUAAAAUGGAGGAGGAGGAGAGUGAUGUGCCUUGCCUUGGAGGCUAUAAGUAAAAUAAGAGAUAAUAGGUAUCCAUUGACUCAAUUGCUGCCUAAACCCAGCUCUACUGUUUGGCCCUUUCUUUUAAUGGCUAUGUUUGGUUUGAGCCCACAAGCCAGUCUGAAAGAAAAUCAUACUUGCUCUGGGUGUUUAGCACAGAAAUGAAAACUUCAGCACUUACUUUGUACCUGAGUGCUCAGCUCCCAUCCUUUGCAUGGAUGAGAUCUGAGACUUCAGUACUUGCCAGAGUACCCCACCAUACCAACUGUCUUGUGCCCUGAAGCCAGCAGUAGGGGUGCUACUAGUGGUCCUACCUGUGAGUGCUGCUCAUUAUGCAGGGGCCUGGAAGAGGGCCUUAUCUGUGGUGGCACCCCAGUUAUGGAACUUCCUCCACUCAUAAGCAUGGAUUGCCACCACGUUAAUGGGUUUUGCCAGACCCAUUUGCUUAUAAAAGCCUUUGGCGCUGACUGUUUUCUCCAAUUCAGACCUCUUUCUUGUUCCAUUGUUGAGUGGCAUGAAAACUGCUAAGAAUUAUUUUGUAUACUUUGAAUGGUAUGAUACUUUGUUUGUUUUGAGUUCUAGCCAAUGUUAGAUCUGCUCAGAGUAGAUGGACAUAACUAACAUAGGCCCGUGAAUUUCAGUGGGUCUCCUCUGAGUACUUAUACACCCUUUCUUACUAUAGCUGUAUAUUUCUAUGGAAGCUCGCUUUGAAGUCUGUGUAACAUAAAGGGGCACAUAAGAAAGUUAGAUAAAUAAAAUGAGGCAAAAUAAAUUCAGUGUGAUGGAAGUGUUUCCUCCUUUUCCCUGGUCUCCCCUGCCCUUAGCCCCAGGAAUGAAGUGGAAGAAAAACACAAGAGCUCCUACCACAGGCACAGCUACCACCUCCUGCAGCAUGACAGCCAGGAUGCCAGCGCUGAACAAAGGUAUUGGCAGGUGCCAAUCCCCCUCUCUUUCCCCUUUGCAGUUUUCUGAUGGGCUCAGCGGACGUUUCUGGGCACAGUGAAUCAGUUGAAUUUUCACCUCGUUUUUGCUCACUGAGGACACAUGCUGCCCUCUAACCUUCUGCAUGCAACAACUGGCUGCUUAUAACUGGAAUUUGGAUGUAGCAUAUGCCCUACUGACACGUGCAAUACCUCAGGCUCCUUCUGCCUGUGACACUAGUGCCACAGGCUGGCUAAUCAUGAUGGUACAAAGCUGGGUCCCUUAGAUAAGAGCGGAGCUAUCUUUGUUAAAUUUUGAAACUAGAGGCGGCUUUCUUGUAGAAGAAUGUGGCAGCGUCAAUUGGCACAUUACCCCAGUUCCCCUUAGGUGGCUUCUGCCCCUUUUCUGUUGCUGACCACAGGGUCUGCCUUAAGACUGCUGUGUUGGGGCAAGUACUCAUCAGGACUGGCUUCCCUCUGCAGUGACCAUGAUGAUGAAGUUGCAAGCUUGGCUUCUACGUCUGGUGGGUUUAGUGCCAAAGCAGCUGCACAGCGGCUGCCUGUGAAGGACUGGAAAGCCAAAGUGUCGCCUCGAGCAUCCCCAAAGCUAAAGAGGAAGGGGAAGAAAGAUGAUGGGUGAGCAUAUGCUGCUUGGAAGGUUGGGAAUGGUGGCAAAGUGGAGCCUCCUUAUAAGGCUGGAAACGGUGGUAGGGCUUGUAUUAAGUGACCAAGCCUCUGUGAACCUGUGAAGCCAUAGGCUCUAGCUUUCCCCUCUUCUCCUCAGCCAGGAGGAGGAAUAAAUCAGGAUUCUGUGCUUCUUCCCUGAUUCGUGGCUUGUCAUUACAUACAAACCAGGAAUCAGGAUUUAAAAUAAAACCUAGUUUGCAAAACAAGCCAGCUUCAUAACCCACGAAUGGCUUGAAGGCGACUUGUUUUGAAGUUGAUUGGAAUUAAUUUUAAACCAUGAUCCCUGUUUUGCUCGUCUCAACGAGCCCGGAAUUGGCGAAAUUAGAAAUGAAUCCUGCGUUUGUUCCUCCUCUUGGUCAUUAGGGAGGAAGAGAUGAGCAGAAGGGUAGAAAAUUUAUUCAUAAGUCUUCAUUCAGUUCUCUGUACUUUUCAGUUGGUUGGUGGGUGGGUGGGUGUAGAGGUAACCAUCCUGUAGCAGAGCCAUUUCCAGUCAGAAAAGACACACUUUAUUUUUUUUGAAGCAGUCAGAACAUUUGUAGCAGGCCACAUUUCUGGUAUAAUCCCCCUGGUUAUGCAUGCAGUGCUUGUGAUGUGCAAUUCACGCAGUUGUUGCAUUAACAUCUUCCCUUCAUUUCCAGGGAUGUGCAACAGUCCCCAAGAGCCUUUGAUCAGCAGGUGAGUAUUUUUCUUUUAGAAAUUCCAUAUACAGCAAAGCUUUCAGUUCUUCCUUCCCAAAAGGUGGGGUGGGGAACUUUUUCUUGUGUCAGGGAUCAAAAAUGGGACUCUUCUCUCUCUCCUUCCUCAGCCCUCUUCCUCCUAGUCUAGCAGGCUGCAGGGAGAGGGAAAAGUCACUUUUGCCAGAGAUUCCAACUCACUUCUUGCACUGAGCUUCCCUUCCUUCUAUAGCUCUGUUCAUUUCAGCUCUCUUUCUCUCUCUCUCUCUCUCUCUCCAUGCUCCCCACAUGAAAUCAGGACAAGGUGUACCAGUUCCACAUUCCUGCCAUGGGGAAUGCCCUGCAUCUCUUCCUCCUAUGGAACUGUACAGAUUUAGGGUUCAAAGACUCAAUUUUUAAAAGGUGGAGAAGUGUGUAAAUGGACACCCCCAUGUCUUAUGCCCCUUUUUAACAUUAUUAUGUUCUCGUCUGACGCCUUUUGCUAAAACUCUGGCCACUGCUUUUUUAUAUAUAGUUCACCCAUCGCCAACCUAGUGCCAUCCAGAUGUUUUGGGGUACACCAAGUCAAUUACAGCUGUUAUAGAUUGUCCUCAUCCAUUGUCUAAAUUCCUUUUGGGAAUCCACAAAUGAAGGAUUAUGUUACCAUAUUCCUCCACGAAGAUACUCAUCUGAGCCUGGGACUUUCUGCACCUUGAGAUUUGCUAAAUUUGCUUUGUUGGCCUUCUCUGAAGUGGCUCCCUAUCAUUGGGUUGAACUCUUUAUGUUGCUGCCUCCCAUGUAACACAGAGAGGAUCCACUGAGAGUGCUUGGAGUGUUUACAUUUCCCCUGCCUCCUCUUCCAAUAGGUCGCUCCUGAGUACCAGGAUGAGCUGUUGUCUCUUCUGAGGACCCAGCAGAGGGAGAUUGUUGAACUGAGACAGAACCAGAUGGAACUCAUGCAGAGGCUCACCGACCACCUGGAUGCUGUGCAGAGCUCCCUCAUGGGCCACAUUGAGCGAGUGGUGGAUUCCCAGCAAGAGCAGGAGCGUAUCCUUCCCAGAAAAGUGCCUUCUGGGCCCUUCUCUGUCAUGGGCUUGUCCCAUUCAAAGCUGAGCGCUUAUCAGGACUGUGGCCAGUUUCUGUUGGAAUCCCUGAUUCUUUUUUAAAACCACAUGUUUAAAUAUAGCUGACUGCUUUAUGAAGGGAAAUGUCCAUUAAAUGUUAUUGUGUCUAGUUUAGCCAUUACUCUGUCCCGGAGUGGGGAACCCCAUUCCCAAGCCACGCCUCUCAUCAGUCCUACUCCAUGCUUUUGAAUGCUUUUGCUUAGCUGGAAUAAGACACCAGCCUCCUGCUUCUCUGGGUGACCAGCAGAGAAAUUGGGGGCGGGGUGUGUGUGUGUGUGUGUGUGUGUGUGUGUGUAAAACCUCUUAACUUUUUCAAGGCUGGAAUGUUGCCUGCUGUCCAAAGGCAGGAGUUGUAUCCAUUGCUCCACCCACUUUUUUCUCUCUGGCCACACCCACCAACAACAUUUGGCUCCCAGGAGAUGGCUGCCAAGGGAAUGUGGCCCUUGGGCUGACAAGGCUUCCCUGCCCCUGCUAUAAAAAGAGUGACAGAGGAGAAAAUAUCCAGCAAACUAAAACCCAUACCAUAACAAAGAAAGUGGAUGAUAUUCUUAAUAUUAAAUCAUGAUUAAUUUUAGAAUGCAUUGGAACAAUGAGUGCAAUAUAAUGUGUUGAUCGUGCACACCUUUUAAGACCUUUGUUAUAUUUGUCUAUAGAAUUUAUUCCAUAGUUUCCUCUCUUCCUUCUGUGGUGGAGGUUAUCCAGGAAUGGUUAUUUCUGUCUUCUCUCUCUUUGUAGGUAAGGCUAAACAACUGCCUUAGUGCUUGGGUCCCCUUCAAUGAGAAGAGCCUCUUAAGUUCCAGUCCUGAAAGAAAAGGCGUGAAAUACCACUUGUAGAAAAUAAAACUAAAUAUAUACUGUUAACCUUCAUUAUAAAAAGUUUUUUAAUGAAAAACAUUCAGGUCCUGCUUGCUAUAAGCUUCUGGUUGGCCACUGUGAGAGCAGGAAGCUGGACUUUGAUGGGCUUUUGGCUUGAUCCAGCAGAGCUCUUCUUAUGUUCUUACAUUUGUAUCCUGCUUUUCUUCCAAGCACUCUUCUAUUUUUUUCCUUGCAAAAACCCUGUGAAGUAGGGUUUGUACUCCAAAGGCAAUAUAUGCAGAUAGGUGUAUAUAAAAACAUUUUUUUCAUUUAUUUUUUGCUGGUGUUGGUGGCAGCAGUGCUUGUAAGGUAUGAGGAAUGAGGAUCCCAUCUCAUGGUUUGGGAGGAAGCUGCCCCAUGCUAGGUCAGGCUGUUGAUCAUCUAACUCAGCAGCGGCUGUCCACAGAGUUGAGGGCCGAGGCCUCUCCCAGCAUCUGCUGCAUCUUCCUUUGUUGGUGGCACAGACCAUUCGUCUGCCAUGCAUGUCCCCUACCACAGAGCCAUGGUCUCUCCCUUUGCUUUCCUUAACUCUUGUGGUUUCAGAGCGGAGGCUGGACCAGGCCUUAGCUGAGGGACAGCAGCGCAGUGGGCAACUGCAGGAGCAUCUGUCCCAGCAGCUUUCCCAGUCCCUCUCCACGGCUGCCUGCAACCGGCUGGAAAGGACCAUCCGCGAGGAGAUGAAAAAGACGGUGCCCCCGUGUAAGUCCCGCAUCUUGGAUUCCGAUCAGUUUGCAAAACAACAAAGGAGGUGCUUCUUUGGAAGUAGAGCAGCCUUCUCCAUCCUGCCCCCCCCCCGAUGCUUUAGACUACAACUCCCAACGGUGCUGCCUGGGAGUGUUGGUCCAUCUAGAGGGCACCAAGCUGACAAAGGCGGCAGUAAGCAGUUAUCCUGUGGUGCCCAGGAAGCUUUCUGGCAUGGGGUUUGGAUUUUGAAGAGAAAAACAGGAAAGGCAAUUCAGCCAGCCCAGUGAAGAUCUGGGUUCCCAGGAUUUGCUGAGAGCAGAGCCCAAGAGUUUUCUCUGCUGCAGAUAAGCGACCCGUUCCAGUUUCUUUCUCCCAGGAGAGUUAACAAAGCAGGAAGGAUUGAUGCCAUUGUUUCAAGGGAUGGUCCAUGCAUGGACCUCUCCCAAGGUCCUCAUAUACUUCUUUAUUUAUUUAAGAGGGAUAAAAUGGGGUCAUGACUUUUGUUUUACUGUCUCUCUGCUAACAAGGCGUUUCCAAGACUUUGGAUCCCAUCACUGGGCAGCUGAAUAACACCAUUGCCACCAAGCUUACAGCCAUUGAGGGAACACUGAAGGAGAACGUCACCAAACUGGUGAAAUCAAAGGUAAUGGGUGGGGUUGGCUGCUGGGAGCAGAUCCGUGCCAGUUUGACAGGGAGGGAAGCUGGUUUGUGGUGCUUGGGUAGCGAGCGCUGGUCAGGCUGCCCAUUCAGCUGCAACACUGCUGCCUCCUAGCGCCUUUUCAAGGUGUUGAUGUGCUAGGCCAGACACUGCCUCAUAUUUUUGAUGGCUGUGACACCUUUUUAGACCAGAAACCUCAGUGAACGGAGCUGUGAUUGUGUUUUGAUUGCAGAACCUUACAGAUGCCAUUGCCCGGGCGGCUGCCGAUGCCUUGCAGGGCCCCAUGCAGUCGGCAUACAGGGAGGCGUUUCAGAGUGUGGUGCUUCCUGCUUUUGAGAAGAGCUGUCAAUCAAUGUUCCAGCAGAUCAAUGACACCUUCAAACAAGGCACACAAGAAUGUAUGCCCCACUCUCUGCUUCUCUCUUUUUCAGCUUUGUAUACUGUCAGCCGUGGGAAACACUAGUUUACAGAACUGUGGGGCAAAGAAGAGCCUCCAGAAAGCAGGAAUGCCCUUUUGAAAAGCCAUCAUCAUAUCCAAUAGCCUUGAUAGGUUUCUCUUUCAUGAAUCUGGAGGGGUGUGUUUCUUAAGGCUACCAGCCACUAUGGUUAAAUGGAACAUCCCAUGCUUGGAGGCUACCAGAAGGCUAUGUAGAAAGACUCAUACCUCUUUCUCCAGCACGUCGGCUUCCUAGAAGCAGCUAAGUAGUGUGGUAACAGGAUUCUGGGCUAUGUAGACUUAUGGUCCAGUGAUGGCUGCUAGCCAGGACUGCUCUUAAGGUGAUAAAGCUUCAACACCUUUUGCCAAGCUCAGGCCUAAGCAGCUGGUGCAGAACACAGGAGUGGCACAUCACUCCAGUCCUACAGACUAUUUUUCUGUUGAUUUUAGGGUACAAUUCAUGGUUCAGAUUUUGACUGAUGAAGCACUUCCUUGACUUGAACAGCAGUAUAUUUUGGAGCCUGCUUGCUCCACGAGACCCCUUCUCGUUCUCCUAAAUUACAAGUGCCUUCUUAGCAGUACCUUUUAUGACAAAAAGGGUGAACCAGGAGGCAUUCUCAGUGGUUGCUUCAAGACACUAGUGCCCUCUCCAUUUGAAAAAAAUGCCUGAGCAUCCCUUGAGAAGGUCAUCCUCUUCAGGUCAGCUUUUAGGAGCCAGGGUUCAGCUGGUAGCUCAGGAUACCUAAUACUUGUUAAAUCUUUAAGGUUCUUGAAUGGGGCUCAAAUGAAUUGUUAGUGAGAUGCUUUCUCCUUUCUUACUGCCCAGAACCUUUGAGAAUAGGGCAAUGCUCCUGGUAAAGAGUCUUGUGGUUGCCAUUGGAGAAACACAAUGUGAGCGUACCAGACCAGCAGUUUAGGCAAUGGCCCAAAUCUCUCUCGAGCAUUUUCACAUUGUGCUUUCAGAAAACCCCUGUUCCUCAGCAGAAAUAAAAAAGGUGCCUUUGAUCAGGGGUGGGAACCUGCAUCCCUUCAGAUGUUAUUGGAUUAUAACUCCCAUCAUUUCCUGCCUGCAUGGCCCAAUGGCCAGGGAUGAUGAUGAUGAUUUUAUUAUUUAUAUCCCACCCAUUUGGCUGGGUUUUUUCAGCCACUCAGCUUCCAGCACAUAUAAAAACAUAAUGAUAGGGUUCGUAGUCCAGCAACACCCAGAGGGCCACAAGUGAGGCCCAUCCCUGCAUUAGACAAAACUCCUGUGUGUUUUUUUGUGCCUUGCUGCAGAGUUUAAAGUAUGAAGGCUUCAGGAACAUGAAGGGGAGUUGGAUUUGAGAUUGAUGUGGUAGAGAGGCCAGAGGCCGUGGGAAUGGACUCCAACGGUACCCAGCUGGCUUUUGAGUAAUUGUGAAUUUUCUCUUGUAGAUAUUCAGCAGCUGGAGACCCACAUGAAGAGUAAGAAAGCGCGAGAGCAGGAUGCCCGGGACUCUGUGGUGAGCCAGCUCCGGCAGCUGGUCAACAACUUCCAGAGCACAACUGAUCAGCUGGCAGCCACCAUUACGGCCAGCAUGCACUCCGAGGUGCAGCAUCAGCUUCAUGUCAUCGUGGGCAAGUGAGUGGCAGAGCAGAUGGGGGCAUCUCCCAUAGAAAAAAGGGCAAAACAGAGAGUCUUGCGCCAGAUUAAUAGCAGUGGGUCCUGAGAUCUGCAUGAAACUGACUCAUCUGAUCCUUCACGUAUAAGAUGAGAAAACAGGGCACACACAUCCUUUGAAAUUCCCCUGCCCUGCCACACUGGUCAUAAGCAGUGCAGUUUUCUGUUCAUACCAGCUGAGAAAUAUCAGUAUUGGAAGCUUCCCUACGUCCAGGGUCUCCUCUGCUCUGUCUUGGGAAUGGGCACAGUGUUCAGAGAACGAAAUGGGAACGUUAUCUGGAAUCAUGUACAACCAGUCUCUUGCUCCUGCAGACUUCCCACUACUGUCCUCUCGCCCUCGGCCCCCCAGAUCUACACAGCCCCUCCAAGUUCCCUUUUCCCUUCUCUCCAGCAUGCAGGAGUCCAUCCUGGCCCAAGUCCAGCGGGUGAUCAAAGGGGAGGUGAGCAUGGCCAUGAAGGAGCAGCAGGCUGCUGUCACCUCCAGCAUCAUGCAGGCCAUGCGCUCUGCUGCAGGCACUCCAAUCCCUGCCACUCACCUUGACUUCCAGUCCCAGCAGGCUCACGUGUUACAGCUGUUGCAGCAGGGGCACCUGAAUCAAGCCUUCCAGCAGGUACGCAUCUCUCCAACCAUAGAGGCAACACACUGGCCACGCAACUGCUCUCUGAAGGACCCAGAUGGCCACAUCCUCAAGGAAGCAGGCACAAAGCUCAGUUAGAGAGAGAACCGUGAGGUUUUUAAAGAGAAGAAACCCGUGACUCUCCAGGUGUUGCUGGACUCCAACUCCCAUCAGCCCUGACCAGAUAGUCAAUGGGCUGGGAUGCUGGGAGUUGUAGUCCCAACAGCUUCUGAUGGAUCACAGGUUCCCCAUCCUUUUUGGAGGCAUCGUUCUGGGAGUCACAAAGGGGCAACUGGUGGUCUGCCUUAGAACCAGCAGGGGGCGCCCAGAGCAGCUGUCUUAUAGUUCAAAGUGUAUCAUUUAAGCAUGACUACGUAGCCCUGCUGGUGCAUAUAUAACCAAUCUAUAUGUUGUCUGUUCAAGGCAGUUUAGUAUGGAUUAAAAGUUGCUGUGUCUUUCAUACUUCCACUCAAGUUUGAGGAAAGGGUUGUUUUCCAUCAGUGUUUUUAAGUCUGUGAGGUUUAUAAGAUAGGGUCUGGUGUGGAGAAAGUGGAUAGAGAUAUUUUUUAUUCUUCUCUUAUUGUAGUAGAACUUGGGAUCUCCCAGUGAAACUGACUGGCAGUAUUCAGAGGGAUUGCUGUGUUAAUCCAUUGCAACAAAUACAGCAGAGGCUUGUGGCACCUUUUUAGAGACCUAACACAUUUAUGACGCCAUAUGUUUUAGUGGACCAGACUCCACUUCAUCAGUUGCACAAAGUGUAAUCCUAAAUUGGCCGCUAUAUAUACAUGCACACAGUUGGAUGGUGGUAUGUGUGCCAACAGCAAUAGCAGGCUAUUUAACAUCAGUCACUCAUUUGUUUGUGUCCUGCUUUUCCACAAGAUGGUAUCCAAAGCGGCUUUCAGCAUUGUAUGAACAAAACGGCCAAGAGUACUGCGUUAUUGUGCUCAAAGCCAUAUUCAGCCAUAUUGAGCUUCUCUAGAAAUGUAGAUUUCUAACCAGGGCACUCUCUUCUCUCUACAGGCUCUCACUGCAGCAGAUUUGAACCUAGUCCUCUACGUCUGUGAGACAGUUGACCCUCAGCAAGUGUUUGGGCAGCAUCCUUGCCCACUGUCCCAGCCUGUCCUCUUGUCUCUCAUUCAGCAGCUCUCCUCAGAUUUGGGAGCUCGGACAGAACUGAAACUGAAGUGAGUAUCGCCCAGUGGUGCCUAAUGGUAGAUGCAGACUUUCCUUCCACAGGGAAGUGGCAAGUGCUUCCUACACCAGGACCCUGUAUGUUCCGCCCUUUAAAAUGCAGACAAAAUUCCUGCAUCUGGGAAAAACUUGCGUUAUUUAUCUUACUUUGUAUAAGUCUGUUUUUGCUGGCCAUGGAAGGAUGCCGUGCAGGACGCUAAAGGCCCAGCUGCACCUGCUAGACAUCUUAUUCAGCUAUCUCUUAUUUCUGAGUUUAACAGACGUUGUACACAUACCUUCAAGUGCAUCUUUGCAUCCAUAAGGUCUGGAAACUUGCUUUCUUCACACAUAAAACUGAGAAACUUGGGGAGCUCAAUUCUGCCCAUUCCCUACCCAUUCGUGGAAUGUCAUUGUACACACAUGCCUGCAGUUUUGCAGCCAUGAUCACAACCGUGCUGUGCUCUCUCUCGCCUUUGCAGUUACCUGGAGGAGGCAGUGAUGCAUCUAGACCACAGCGACCCCAUCACCCGCGACCACAUGGGCUCUGUGAUGAACCAAGUGCGGCAGAAGCUCUUCCAGUUCCUGCAGGCAGAGCCUCACAACAGCCUGAGCAAGCCGGCCCGCCGACUCAUGAUCAUGCUUCAAGGCCUGGUCACACCCAGCAUGUCCUAACAAGGCUCGCGCAGCCUCUCCACAAGGGCGUCCAUCAUUGCUAACCAAAUGUGGCUUUUUCUUUUCUUUUUCUAAUGCUCUUGCUGGGAAAAUACUUCCACGCUACAAAUGUGUGGGAUGGAUAGAAGGGUCUGAGCCCCAGCUGUGUUAGCCCCGUAUAAUCCAGUUCUUUUCUGUGUGAGCAGACCAUGGCCCUACCCACCACCUGCCUCUCUUUGUACUGUACAAGUUAGAUGCGCAGACACUAAUCCCAUCUUCCUCCUAUUUUCUAGCUUGGAGCCCCUCCCCAAGAAUUUGAGGGGUUUGGCAGAGCUUGGCAAGCCUUGCCCUUUUGUUUCAGGAGUACCCUGCCAAGGGAGUCAGAGGUCAAAGGUGCCAGCGGGUUGUGAGUCACAGCAGCCAUAGUGAAGUAUUGCCUCCACCUGCGCGGCUUGUGGGUGAGGGAUGAAAAGUUCAUGAAGCCCACCCGUCCUGGGAAACAGCGUUGGUUCUUUGUGUGGUGGAGCAUGUUCAUGAGUUAGACAACUCCUUUCAUCAUUAUUAUUAUUUUGCUUUUACACCACUUUUUUCCUUUUUAUCUAGACUCUUAAUCUUUCAUUUUUGAAUAAUGUUUAACAAGUUCAAUAAAUGACUUUUUUGGAGGAAAAAAAA